Messenger RNA from Orussus abietinus, 1984 nucleotides. RefSeq names its product transport and Golgi organization protein 11 (gene Tango11). The transcript is spliced from 5 exons. The record is from RefSeq and is a predicted model, not a curated record. The coding region runs from base 95 to 787 and encodes 230 amino acids. Lineage: Eukaryota; Metazoa; Arthropoda; Insecta; Hymenoptera; Orussidae.
AGAGAUUAUUAUUUAUCUGGUAGUGGACAUGGAAUUCAUUUAUGCCCGUCACUAACCUUACGCGUUGUUCCGAAGUAAUUUGCUACUAGCCAGAAUGUCAAAAGCUCACAGUCCUACUCGUUUCAAUGGAGAAGCUGAUAAUUUUUACGAUUCAAAUUUCACACUUGACAUCAGUAAACGAAUGCGCGUUCCAAAGAGUAUUCGAGUAAACGGUGACAAUAUGGAAGACAAUGUGGGGAACACAAACGGCACUUCUUGGAAUCAAAUGCUUGCCAAUGAGAAGUUUGAAAUGCACGUUCCAGAUCGAAUUCUUGUUGUUGGUCAAGAGAAACACGUUGGUACAAAGGCUCCACCAAGGGAAAUUCUCCUGGAAAAUUCAGUAAUGUCUCCAGAACCAGGCAUUAUCAGAGUUCAGACACCACCACGCGUUUUAACUCUGGAUGACCACUAUUUUCCUGCCGUUGAUGAAGACGAACCUCAUUCUACGCGUGCUAAUGAAAGUUUGGUGCUGGAAUCCGUGGAAUCUCGGCCACAUGUUUUGUACAACAGCGAGACACAAAUCGCCAGACACGUCAGAGAACAAACACCAUCCUAUAGUGCACUCGACGUAUCUCUUGCUCCAAGCGAAGAGAUUCAACACCUGCGUCGUCAAGUUGGCAAACUGAAUCGCCGUGUAAUGGCAGUGGAGCUUGAAAUGCUUCAACGACAACAGAGAGAAAAAAUUUUGUUUGCCCUCUCAUUGACAUAUUUCCUCUUAAAGGCUUUUUCAUGGUUAACCAGAAAUUAAACAGUCAGCCUUUAUAUACAAAGGUUAGUAAAAAUCUUUUGAAACGCACGGUGCUGGUAGCCAGUGUUCUACGAACGCCACUCUUGCUCUAGAGAAACGAAAGCCAAAGAUUCUCCAUUGCGAGUGUAGGAAAUUAGGAAAUGUUCAUGGAAGUAUUGACGUAUCGUAAAAUCACCGUUUCCGGGAGGGGAUUCAAUUUUGAGAUUUGAGGAACGAGUUGUGCACAAAUGUACACUUCGGACCAACUCGUAGAACACAGUAGUAGGGCUGCACAAUUCAUGGAUUAAAAAACAUAAUUCUGAUCGUGAAUUCUUUCGAAAGAUGUUUUAGCGGAACACGAUUAACAUUUUUAUUUGGAAUAAGAGACAGUCAUUGAUAGAAAUUUGUAGAUUACUUUAUUUCUAAUGGAAUAUACAUACUCUUAAUAUACCGUGAAACUUAUAUAAAAUGAUUAUAGAUGUUUGGACGUGUCAAUGUCAUACAAUUAUUUUGCAUGACAUAAUGAAGUCAUAACAAAGUAGAUAAAAUGCUCGCGGAGUGGAACAUUAUAUCGGUUGUCCUAAAAAUAUAGGUUAAUCAUUGUUCAAACAAGGCUUCCUUAUCUGCACGAUUAAAUUUCAAAAUACGAAUUGUUUGUAAAUGUUAUACCUAUAGAAUUUGUUCCACUCCAUCCAAGAUUUAUCUUGACGGAUAAAUCAAGGUUAACAUAUAUAACGAGAUGAUGUAUUUAAAUAAGUAAUUUCCUGUUAAAUAACAUUAGUACUGUAUAUCGAUUAUGUAUAUAUUUUCCGAAGUUAAGACUGCGUAAGUAAUUUUUGCGGUCUAUUUAGCAAACUGUUAUUAACUUGAGGAAACCGUGUAAAAGAACUGAGUUGUACGAUAAGAAAACCAAUAGGAAGUUAAAAUGAUGCAUACGAGAACAUUUACUAGAAAAAGUACAAGACUUACAUAGAAGGAAGUGAUUAAAGUCCUAGUUCGCGAGUACUUUCAAUUACAUCUGUAGAGCACAUUUCAUUACACUCGUAAACGUAAUGCGUGAGAGGCCUGGAUCACGUGGGAAAUUUUGUAAAAAAGCAGGAUUUUUAAAUCCUAAUGUUUCUUGCAAGUUGUUUGUCUGCAGCCAUUAUCAUAAGAGAAUAUUGUACAUUUUUAUGCUGUACUUGUGAUCCUAAACAAGGAAAUAAAUGUUAAAGGGAC